AUGUUGUCGAGAACCGUUUUGAGAAACAUUGGCAUGGCCAGACCAUGUGUGGCCAGCUUCACUAGAGCCGCGCCUGUCUGCCAACCAAGAUUGACGCAGUGGACGAGUAUCAGAAAGUAUUCUGCGCACGAAGAAGAGACUUUCGAAGAAUUCACACUGAGAUACGAAAAGGAGUUUGACGAAGCUUACGAUCUGUUCGAAGUGCAGAGAGUAUUGAACAACUGUUUCUCAUACGAUUUGGUGCCAGCACCAGCUGUGAUCGAAAAGGCGUUGCGUGCCGCCCGCCGUGUAAACGACCUCCCCACCGCUGUGCGUGUGUUCGAGGCUCUAAAGUACAAGGUCGAAAACCAGGAGCAGUACGAUGCGUAUUUGAACGAACUAAAAGAAGUUCGUGAAGAAUUGGGCGUUCCUCUAAAGGAGGAGCUUUUCACCGAGUCGGCUUAA
This is a messenger RNA of Lachancea mirantina, 444 nucleotides long. Lineage: Eukaryota; Fungi; Ascomycota; Saccharomycetes; Saccharomycetales; Saccharomycetaceae. The record is from the annotation of a GenBank genome assembly.